Molecule: messenger RNA, 916 nt
Organism: Frankliniella occidentalis (western flower thrips)
Lineage: Eukaryota; Metazoa; Arthropoda; Insecta; Thysanoptera; Thripidae
Product: nuclear receptor coactivator 7
Exons: 4
Coding region: 15-299 (94 amino acids)
Source: RefSeq, a predicted model, not a curated record
UUGAUAUCAGGAGUAUGGUUGACGUAGAUGAAAUGCCAGAUCUCUUCCGCUCAAUAGACCUCCAUGCUCAUGCUCCUAAUUUUCCUCUACUUGAUGGACUUGAAUUAAUACCUCAGCCAGCACGUUCGUGUGAAGAUCCUCCCCUAUACCUCAGGUUGCGUAUGGGUAAACCAGUUAAUAGGAAAAUUCCCAAGUCUACACCAAUAAUGUCUUAUGGGAAGAAAAAAAUGAGGCCUGAGUAUUGGUUUGGAAUUCCUCGUAACAGAGUGGAUGAUUUGUAUAAGUUUCUGCACUUAUAGAUCCCUCACCUGUAUGGUGACCUUGAAGAUAUGGACUACAAGGCACGAGGCUAUGAAUUAGUUGAAUCUGAUACUGAGCUGUGGGAUGAAAGGAAAAGCAUAUUUGUAAAUGGCACUCUGAAGAGGACAACAAAUUUUUUAGACAGUGGCAGAGUUCUUACUGUGCAUGACUGUGAAAAAGACAGGAUUAUUAUAUAAAGGCACAGGUUCCAGCUUCUUUGAGGAGACAGACUUAUGCUGUGUUCAUCAUGGUUUUUAAAAAAACAAGGUGAAAUAUGCUUUGCAGAAUGCUGUUGCAAGGCUCGAGCACUCGCAAGUUGCUUUCAUUUAUUUGCUGUUUUGCUUCUGAUAUCAUGACACAUCGAGCUCCAUGGAAAUAAUGUAACCUUUAACUAAAUCCUAGCAGUAUGCAGAGCAAAUUUUGUGGAGCUUCAUAUCAAGUGGAACAAAGUGCAAAACUUGAUUGGCAACACAGUUUCACAUCUCGAGAGAUUAUUACCACCACUUUUUUGGUCACGAUAAUGUGCCUCUCUGCAGCAGUAUCAUAGGUUUUCAUACACCUUUUUGAGGAUUCUUACAUACAAAUGUAGCUGCCCUUGUUAAAUAUCUGUGCAUAG